AUGGAUUCUCUUUCUAGAGGGCCAUUGCUAGGUGCCACGCGGCAAGUGGAACUCGGACUCCAUGGACUCCGCAGAUUCCGUGGACCUGGUCCAAUGCAUACAUUGGAUGCCAAGACUAGACCAUCCAGAAAGCUGUUGCAGUCCAGGUCUGGCAGCAUUGCUUGCGCCAUGGGUGCAGCUGCUUCAAGUGCAAAGCUGAAGGCCUCGAAAAACCGACCAACUCCCCGCGGCAAAGCGGAGGCCAAGGAUCCUCAGCAUUCCACCGCCCGAGAGCGCUUUGAGCAACGACGGAGACAGUGGGCACAGUUGUACAAGUCUGGCCAGAUGGAGCAGGAAUCUUCUAUGAAGCUGCAGGCAGAUGAAGAUGUUCUUUACGAACAGCAAGACGAGCGCAAGAACGAAGACCUCAAGGCGAAGCUUAGACAUCUCACAGAUCCAGGUGAAGUCGUUAAGCGUCUUUCUCGUCUGACUGGAGACCCAUGGGAGUUUGGAGUUGAGUGUCUCCUGUCCCUUGGGGAUCUUUCCUCAGCACGUGAGGCUGUUCUGGCUGCUAGGGAGCGAGUGCCUCGCAAGAAUUGGGCAGAGGCUUCUGUGCUGCUGGCAGACUCAGCUCUUAAGCUGGAGGAUUCAAACGAGCCAGUUGACCAGAAGUUGGCCGAGGAUCUCUUGGCAGCCUUGAUAGAGGCACAGCGACCAAGUCAGGCAUUGGAGGUUUUUUGUGCAGCUCGCAGUGACUGA
Messenger RNA from Durusdinium trenchii, 738 nucleotides. The record is from the annotation of a GenBank genome assembly. NCBI's taxonomy places the organism in Eukaryota, Dinophyceae, Suessiales, Symbiodiniaceae.